This is a messenger RNA of Alternaria postmessia, 1539 nucleotides long. RefSeq lists its product as uncharacterized. The record is from RefSeq and is a predicted model, not a curated record. Gene Ontology annotation, molecular function: glutaminyl-tRNA synthase (glutamine-hydrolyzing) activity. Gene Ontology annotation, cellular component: glutamyl-tRNA(Gln) amidotransferase complex; mitochondrion. The transcript is spliced from 3 exons. The coding region runs from base 1 to 1539 and encodes 512 amino acids. Gene Ontology annotation, biological process: mitochondrial translation; glutaminyl-tRNAGln biosynthesis via transamidation. Lineage: Eukaryota; Fungi; Ascomycota; Dothideomycetes; Pleosporales; Pleosporaceae.
AUGUCCCUCUCCAAGCAUGCGAAGACAUACUUGGUGAAUUACUCGAAAUAUAAACACCUCAAUGCGUUCAACUCGUUCGUCGAACCGGCCGUCCUCACACGCAACGAUGCCACCAGAUCGAGUGUUGUCGGCGAACAAACCGCCUACAGCGUCACCGACAAGCCAAUCGCGAUAAAAGACAACAUCUGCACGAAGCAAUUGAAGACUACUGCCUCGUCUGGAAUCCUCAAAGACUUUACCAGCCCAUACGAUGCGACAGUGGUGAAGCUGCUCCAGGAUGAGGGUGCUGUGGUGGUUGGCAAGACGAACAUGGACGAAUUCGGCAUGGGAUCGCACUCGACACAUUCGCAUUUCGGACCGGUGAAGAUGCAGAGAUAUGACGGAGAGGAAGCAAGUGUUGGAGGAAGCUCAGGCGGAAGUGCGCUCGCUGUCGCGACUUCGCAAUGUUGGGCUGCACUAGGUACCGAUACUGGAGGCUCGGUACGGCUUCCUGCUGCGUACACGAGUGUCAUUGGAUUCAAGCCAAGCUACGGAUUGAUAUCGAGAUGGGGGGUGAUUGCUUAUGCCAACUCUCUUGAUACUGUUGGAAUAUUUGGUAGGAACGUUGCGGGUGUGAAGCAUAUUUUCGACAAGCUCAACAUCCACGAUGCGCGUGACCCGACUUCGGUUUCCAAUACCACCCGUGCGAAAUUCCGUGCAGAAAGCCGACCAACUUCACUGAGGAUAGGCGUCCCUCUCGAUUACAACAUUGACACACUGCAACCCGCUGUCCGGAAAGCCUGGCUCCUUCGACUCAGGCACUUGUGGGAUCGUGGUCAUACUUUGCAUCCUGUCCGGCUGCCAACAACACAGCAAGCGCUAUCAGCUUACUACGUCCUUGCACCAGCCGAGGCAUCUAGCAAUCUUGCAAAGUAUGAUGGAGUACGUUUCGGAAGUAGAGCACCAGGCAUCGAUGGAACACCAGACAGUGUCCUUUUUGCUAAGACUCGAGGUCAAGGUUUCGGUCCUGAAGUUCAGCGACGCAUAUUGCUUGGGGCUUUCUCACUCAGCGCUCAGGCCAUGGACAACUAUUUCAUACAAGCGCAAAAGGUUCGCAGACUUGUACAGCAAGACUUUAACCGAGUGUUUGCGUUACCAAACCCACUAUUCGAUUCCGAGGUACCUUUGUCAAAAACUGAGGGUGUGGACGUGAUUAUAUGCCCUACGGCACCAUCAACGGCGCCGUCAUUGGCUGAAGUCAAGACACAGGACCCGUUGCACUCUUAUAUGAACGAUGUCUUCACCGUUCCAGCUAGUCUUGCCGGACUACCAGCAAUCACGCUUCCGACAGCCGCACCCUACAACGAGGAAAAGUCAGAGAAUUCAAAAUCUCCUGACCCUUUCUUCAACACCAUAGGACUGCAAAUCAUUGGCCAGUAUGGAGACGACCAACUCGUUCUCGAUACUGCCAAAAUACUAGAGGAAAUCACAUCUACUCCGCAGAACCGUACCGGGCCUGAAGUGGAUGCGUGGGGCAGCGGGGCCAAGUCGGAUACAUAA